Messenger RNA from Cooperia oncophora, 312 nucleotides. The record is from the annotation of a GenBank genome assembly. Lineage: Eukaryota; Metazoa; Nematoda; Chromadorea; Rhabditida; Trichostrongylidae.
AUGGAGCUUUCCAAUUAUGGUUACACAAUGGCUGACAUCGACUACUUUUGGGGACGGCAACGAUCAGAUCGGCAACAGAGUGCAGUAGUGUUCGGCAAUUUCAUGCUGCCACAAUUCAAACAGACCUGCUACCAUGUAAACUACACAAAAGCCACUACAUCAUCAGGUUCAUAUAGGCGUUUAUACUUCGAAAUUCUUCUUGUCCGAAAUAUGGGUUUCUAUUCGAUGAAUAUUGUCAUUCCGUCUAUGCUCAUCGUUACUAUUUCAUGGGUGAGUAGCGUGGAACUUGUUCCUGUUUAUUUGGAUUUAUAG